AUGGUCAUCGACAGUAAGGCCGGAGAGGCCGGGUCAGCGCCCGUCCGGCCGCCCAGGAGGAGUUUCACGGAAGACCUCUCCUCUACUUUCAGCUCGCCGCUGGCCUGGAUCCUGGUCCUGGCGCUAAUCAUAACCUGGUCAUGUGUUUUUGUCAUUAUGUUCGAUCUGAUGGACUACAAGACCGUUUCAGGAGGUCUCAGCAAAAUGCGCUCGGACCCCUUGAAGGUGGUGAACGAUGCGGUGGAAGAGUCGACCAACCUGGUCUCUGCGGUGUUAAACUUCGCCGCCAGCCUGAUUGCUCCUGAUGAAGAAGACGGUACGCGCAAUAACGCUCAAUACGACCUCAUAACUGCUAAGGAGAAGCUGCCGGCCAUUGAAGUGGAAGAGGAGGGAGAGGAGUUUGGAGAGGAAGAGGGGGAAGAGACUGAUGAGGUGGAGGCCCCAGCAGAGGAGGAGAAACAGGAGGAGUUAGAAGGAGAGGAAGACGAGGAAGAAGAGGAUGACGAGGGAUAUGAUGAGGAGUAUGAUGAUGAGGAGUAUGAUGAGGAGUAUGAUGAUGAGGAAUAUGAUGAGGAGUAUGACGAGGAGGAGAAUAUGAAGAAGCUGAGGAAGAAGGGGGAGAUGAAGGAGGAGAUGAUGUAG
Messenger RNA from Menidia menidia (Atlantic silverside), 642 nucleotides. NCBI's taxonomy places the organism in Eukaryota, Metazoa, Chordata, Actinopteri, Atheriniformes, Atherinopsidae. The record is from the annotation of a GenBank genome assembly.